AUGAGCGCCCCCCCGACGCUGCCCCCAGGGGGCGAGGAAGAGCUCGAGAUGGCCUGGUCCCCUGCAGUCAACGCCAGUUGCGCCCCUGCCGAGGAGGCGGCGGCAGUGGGGACCAGGGACACCGGGGCAGCGGGCAUGGUCGCCAUCCAAUGCAUCUAUGCACUGGUGUGCCUGGUGGGCCUGGUGGGCAACGCCCUGGUCAUCUUCGUGAUCCUCCGCUAUGCCAAGAUGAAGACGGCCACCAACAUCUACCUGCUUAACCUGGCCAUCGCAGAUGAGCUCUUCAUGCUGAGCGUGCCCUUCGUGGCCUCGUCGGCCGCCCUGCGCCACUGGCCCUUCGGGUCUGUGCUUUGCCGCGCGGUGCUCAGUGUGGACGGCCUCAACAUGUUCACCAGUGUCUUCUGUCUGACGGUGCUCAGCGUGGACCGCUAUGUCGCCGUGGUGCACCCUCUGCGCGCCGCCACCUACCGGAGGCCCAGCGUGGCCAAGCUCAUCAACUUGGGCGUGUGGCUGGCGUCCUUGCUGGUCACCCUGCCCAUCGCCAUCUUUGCUGACACCAGGCCGGCUCGGGGCGGCCAGGCCAUAGCCUGCAACCUGCACUGGCCGCACCCGGCCUGGUCGGCGGUCUUUGUAAUCUAUACUUUCCUGCUGGGCUUCCUGCUGCCCGUUCUGGCCAUCGGCCUGUGCUACCUGCUCAUCGUGGGCAAGAUGCGGGCGGUGGCACUGCGGGCUGGCUGGCAGCAGCGGAGGCGCUCGGAAAAGAAGAUCACGCGACUGGUGCUGAUGGUGGUAGCCGUCUUUGUGCUCUGCUGGAUGCCUUUCUACGUGGUGCAGCUGUUGAACCUGUUUGUGACCAGCCUUGAUGCCACAGUCAACCAUGUGUCCCUCAUCCUCAGCUAUGCCAACAGUUGUGCCAACCCUAUCCUCUAUGGCUUCCUCUCCGACAACUUCCGCCGUUCCUUUCAGCGGGUUCUCUGCCUACGCUGCUGCCUCCUGGAUGUCGCUGGUGGUGCUGAGGAAGAGCCCCUGGACUACUAUGCCACUGCUGUCAAGAGCAGAGGUGGGGCAGGAUGGAUAUGUCCACCACUCCCCUGCCAGCAGGAGCCCAUUCGACCAGAACCCAGCCACAAGCAGGUCCCUCUCACCAGGACCACCACCUUCUAAAGGGCCCUUUCACCUCUUCCCUAGCCUGGUCACCUGUAAGGGAGUCUGCACCACCCUGACACCCCAGCAGACUGCCUGUCCUAGAUACUCGCCGAAGAGCCACCACCUACCUGUUCCCACCACAGCCACAGUCACAGCCACCUUUUCCCAGCAGCCUAUGUGCCAGCCCCAACAGCAUCAAAGUUCCUUUUCUUUGUCUUGUCCCCAAGACUCUGGUUUCUGGGAGGACGCCUCCAUAGGGGUAGGACUCCUCUGACCACUAGUCCUGAUAUUAAUCAUCCCUGGAUCUCUGACUAGUUUCCGAGGGAUGGGAAGCCAGGGAAUGCCAGACAGGAAUGGCAGUCUGCAUGUGACGCAGUACAGAAUCUCUGCCUUGGAGAGGACUGUCCAGAGGGUGGAGGUAGCCUGUGCCAUUGCUCUCUGCAGAUUCUGCCUGUGGUGGGGACACACAUGUUCAAAAAGAGAAGGGAGGAAGGAAGAUGCCUCCAAGCUCACUGUUGACUUUCAUUCCUGGGCUCUUUUCUAACUAAAAUUGAUGCAUGACAACCUGGGGAACCAGCUUUGUUACCCUCCAGGCCCAGUGCCUACUUGCAGUCAGAAAUGUCACUCCAGUUUUCUGGGACUAGCAGCAGGCUUCCUGUGAGUAGGAAAGGUUUGGAAAGUCAUGAGGCGCAAAACCAGGUCCUGCAAGCUGUGGAAGAUUAUCAGCAACCAUGUGCCUCUUGCUGAGAUUUGGAAUUCUCCCUCAGACCUGGAUAUCCAAUAAUGAGAACACAGAGUGGGACCAUGGACAUUGACCCACAACC
Molecule: messenger RNA, 1970 nt
Organism: Hyaena hyaena (striped hyena)
Lineage: Eukaryota; Metazoa; Chordata; Mammalia; Carnivora; Hyaenidae
Gene: SSTR4
Product: somatostatin receptor 4
Exons: 2
Coding region: 1-1164 (387 amino acids)
Biological process (GO): cellular response to glucocorticoid stimulus; neuropeptide signaling pathway
Cellular component (GO): neuron projection; membrane
Molecular function (GO): neuropeptide binding; somatostatin receptor activity
Source: RefSeq, a predicted model, not a curated record